AACCCGUCAUAUUCCAAGAGGGCGAAGGGGCAGCGAGAAGCCACCAAAUAGGCUGAAUGAUUCAGCCGACACUACAGUGUGUGGGCCUAUUCAAAGUUCAGCCGUGUCUUCUCUCUUUCAUUCUGAUUUCCUCCGUCGGAAGUAGGCUAGCAAUUCACCGAUCACUGUCAGCCUUGUUUUUUAACACUGGACACGCAUGUUGAAAAAAAUUGAAACAUGAUGCAGGCAGACCCAGACCACCACUUUGCUUUCCACCCUAUGGGGGUACCACCUGGCUUAGAGUAUCUUACGCAGAUUGAUCAGAUUUUGAUACAUCAGAAAGUUGAGCUGUUGGAAGCCUUGACUGGCUUUGAGACCAAUAACCAGUACGAGAUUAAGAACAGUAUGGGACAGCUGAUCUACAUAGCCAAAGAGCAGAAUGACUGCUGCACCCGCAACUGCUGUGGUGCCCUGCGUAGCUUCGACCUGAAGAUCGAAGACAACAGCGGCCGGGAGGUCAUCCACCUGGUGCGGCCCUUCCGCUGCUCUGCCUGCUGUUUCCCCUGCUGCUUGCAAGAGAUGGAAGUUCAGUCACCACCGGGAACCACAGUAGGCUACGUGGUUCAGGACUGGCAUCCUUUCCUGCCUAAAUUCUCCAUACUGGGAGCAUCCAAGGAAACGCUAUUAAAGCUUGAUGGACCAUGUAUUGCUUGCAGCUUCUGCAGUGAUGUCUCCUUUGAGCUGAUGGGAAAGGACGGGUCACAAUCGAUCGGACGAAUCAGCAAGCAGUGGAGCGGGCUUGUGAAGGAGAUCUUCACUGACACAGACAACUUUGGAAUUCAGUUUCCCAUAGACCUGGAUGUGAAGAUGAAGGCCGUGCUCAUGGGCGCUUGCUUCCUCAUUGAUUUCAUGUUCUUUGAGCAGGUUGGAAAUAAGAACCAGCAAUCCACUGUUUUUUCAUGACAAAAAGGCAGAUAUGUGAAAGAUUUACAGAAGUGGUAACUAAAUGGUUUCCUCUGUAUAUUUACAGAAAACUGCAAAUGUAUAAUUUCAUUUUAAUUGCAUAAAUAUUUUUUUCUUCCUUCCAAAUCUCACAUCCAGCUUUUCUGUUGUCAUUGUGCAAGCACAUAUGCCAUCAUUCUGCCUUAGCACAGUAUAUGACAUCACUGCCAAGAGCAGUUUGGUUAAUUAUGACAAUUUAUCAUGUCAAUAUUAUCUACUUGUAUUUCACUGCAAAUAAAUGUAAUGGUGGUCUAAGAAAAGGAAACAUAAAAAAUGAAUUGAUAUUUAAUUAUUUAAAAAUAUAGCCUUCCCCCAGAUGGCACUACUGUCCAUUUUUAUCUUUGGGUUGUAAUUAAUCUAUUUUUCUUACUGAGCUAUGGAUUAUGCAAUAAUAUGACCCGAUUUUUCUACAUCCCCUGAUUGAAAGAAUUUAUCUAGCCUGCCCUUGGUGGCCCUUCUCUUCACUGUUUGGUUGUAAUUGUGAUUACCUGUGUAUGUCUUGUCUAGUGCCUUAAGCAAAGCUUAUUCAGCUUAUUGAGCUUCUAUCUGAUGAAACAACAUGUUUUGAACUCGAAUAAAGCAUUUUUCAAUCACU
Anguilla anguilla (European eel) is the source of this 1576-nucleotide messenger RNA. RefSeq names its product phospholipid scramblase 3a (gene plscr3a). The record is from RefSeq and is a predicted model, not a curated record. Gene Ontology annotation, molecular function: phospholipid scramblase activity. The coding region runs from base 217 to 942 and encodes 241 amino acids. Gene Ontology annotation, biological process: plasma membrane phospholipid scrambling. Gene Ontology annotation, cellular component: plasma membrane. Lineage: Eukaryota; Metazoa; Chordata; Actinopteri; Anguilliformes; Anguillidae. The transcript has 7 exons.